AUGGCGAGAAGAGUCCUGCUCGCGGCGCUGGUGUUCCCGCGCGCCGCCCUCGUCUUCCUUGCGGCGGCGGCUCAGGCGGCGACCGGCAACGCCCUGCUGGCUCCCGCGCCCGACGGACUCCCCGGUGUGGGCAAGGUUUUGGGCGCCGUGAUGGCAACAGUGCCGCCAGAAUCCAACUCGUUCAUUGUUUUCACUGAUGGCACUGAUACCAACGUAGUUCUGAAGAGCCUCGGGGACGCCGUUGGUCAUCCCAGCGUUGCAGUCAUGGAGCUGCUGUCUGAUCGGGAACUCAACGCCACUAUGAAGCGUUUGAUUCGCCAUGCGCGCGAGGUCCGAAAGUCGUUCCGGGGAGUCACAGUGAUCGUGGUAAGCCAAGACCUCGAAUUCCUCAGCGCCUUCGCCGAACUGGCUGAUGCAGGGCGCCUGGCGGUGUGGGAGAACAGGGUCCUCGUGGUGACGAGACUCGAGAGGCAGCAAUUCCUGGGACUCAUGAAAAACCUCUGGCUCUUCUCCAUGCUGAACACUAUGCUCGUUAACAUGGACGAUGCUAUAAGCGAUAUGAGGUAUGGUUUAUACAGCCAUUUCCAGUACGGUCCAGGUGGUGCCCAGACGGUGCGCGUUGCCACCUGGACGCCAAGGAGAGGUAUGGUGCUCCUCACUCAGCAUCCUCUCUUUCCGGAAAAGUAUACCAACUUCCACGGCGCGGCCCUCCCCAUCGCCAUCUGGCCCUUCGAGCCCGUCGUGAUGGAGGAGAAGGUGGUGGCGCCCAACGGCACGGAGUAUACCAGGCUUUACGGCCGCGGCAUUCGCAUCCUGGAGGCCAUCGCCGGCCACCUCAACUUUGCCAUUGGCGAGGCACUGCCCGCUAAGAUUGCUAAAGAUAGGAUGGACCAUGUGCUGUACCGUCGAGCAUUAAUCAGUCCGCAGAAGCUAGCUCUCCUGCCGCACCUGGCUCUGCAUUACGACUUCACCUUCAUGAUCGAGGAAGCCACGCUCACGUUCUGCAUGGCCAAGCCCGAGCUGAAGCCUCGAUGGCAGAACCUCUACUACCCCCUUGGAGAAAGAGUGUGGGCCUCCAUCAUGGCUCUGCUUGUUAUAGUUCCAGCGACGUUUUUCUUGCUGACCAAAUCUCGGUUGCGAAGCGAAGUGAAGGAGAGGUUCAGCCCCCUUGUAGCGACGGAGCAGGUACUCGGAACUCUGCUCGGCCAAAACUUCUCGCUCCAGCUUCCUACCAUGUCCUCGACUCGCAUCCUGGUGGCCUCUUGGUUGGUCGUCGCCUUCAUCCUGGGCUCGGCCUACCGCGGCAACCUCACCGCCUUCCUCACCAUCCCAAAAUAUCCCCAGCGGGUCGAAAGUCUCAGGGACCUCCUCCAGACCUCCGCUAAGUGA
Molecule: messenger RNA, 1389 nt
Organism: Penaeus chinensis
Lineage: Eukaryota; Metazoa; Arthropoda; Malacostraca; Decapoda; Penaeidae
Product: glutamate receptor ionotropic, delta-2-like
Exons: 8
Coding region: 1-1389 (462 amino acids)
Cellular component (GO): membrane
Molecular function (GO): ligand-gated monoatomic ion channel activity
Source: RefSeq, a predicted model, not a curated record